GCCGGCUCUGAGGUGAACGCGGCGGGCCGGGGGCUCGGCCGGGGGGAGCGGCGCUACUGGGCCCGUCCCUCCCGCUUGCCUGAGGGUCCGGGGCGGCAGGUUUGGAAGAACACCGUCCUCUGACCUUCAGAAACCUGGAGUUUUUGUCAGUGAGCUACCUGAAGGAAUCUAAGGAAAUUAUAGCUGUAGCUUCAUUGCCAUUACUUUUUUGGUGUUUGUACCUCUUUCUCAGUGGUUUUAGAUCAAGAAACACUAUGAGCACAACUCAACGGAAGCGCCGUGGAGGAGCAGUUAAUUCUAGGCAAGCUCGAAAAAGAAACAGGCUCAUGGCUUCUACUGCUGAAAUGGCUUCAGAAGCAGAGCCAAUAGAACUUGAAGAAAGUGCUGGUGAAGAAGUAGUAGAUCUCACAUGUGAAUCUUCUGAUCCUGUAGUCGUUGAUCUAACUCACAAUGAUUCCGUUGUGAUUGUUGAAGAGAACCAACGACAAAGGAGAAAUCUGAGACUAAGAAGCCAGCGACAGUCAGACAGCUGCGUACUGAGUAGUGAUGAUGAAGAUGAAACAAGAGAUAACGAUGUGUAUGUGACUGAUAAAGCAUCUCGGGAACUGGGACCACUGGAAGAGGAAACUGCAAGUUCAAAGCCGUCUGGCACUGUUAGCUGUCCUAUUUGCAUGGAUGUCUACUCAGAGAUUGUGCAAAGUGGACGACUGAUUGUGUCAACAAAAUGUGGCCAUGUCUUCUGCAGUCAGUGCCUCCGUGAUUCCCUUAGGAAUGCCAACUCUUGCCCAACCUGCAGGAAGAAACUCACUCACAGACAAUAUCAUCCCAUUUAUAUAUGAGUACUUUUGUUUCUCAGGACAGACCCAACUGGAUUUUGGGGGAAAUGUCAUGCUUUCAGUGCUCUGAAGAUUUAAAGAGCAGCAGGUUGUGCACAAAUCCAAAUAAAACUGGGUUUUUUGGAGAACAACUUGUACGUAUCUAGACAGCUUUUUUAUGGUCCAAGUUGCUUCUUGUUAUGUUCCUGGUUAUCAUGUUACAUCGAUGACUGUCUCUAAACUAGACCAGCAGCCUAGACCAGGAAGGAAGCAGUUAAUCUAUUUCCUUCUACUUUUUGUAGUGCUUAAAUGAGGGGGUGUGAAUAUUUUGUUCUUUCUUACUCUAUGAAUUAUUCCUACCAUCCCAUACAGGUGUGGAAUAGUUCCCUUUCAGAAAACAGAUUAGCAAUUUACAAUUUCAUUACACCUUUUUUUUUCAUCCUGUAAGAAGCUCAUGACUCUUGCUUUCUUGCUAUCAUCUUUGCCCAAGUAGAGUGAGUUCUGUACUGAUGGGUUGUUUUUUCAUAAAUCAGUCUUAAAUUGACAACAAAGGUUAUGCAAUAAAGUAACCUGCUGUUAACCAGCAGGUUUCAAGUGUUUCACUUUCAAGUGUUUUGAGCAGAAGGUUUGAACAUGCAGAUGUUUUUAUGAACUCCAUGAGAUCCCAAGCACAUAGAUGCAUUGCAGCAUGUACAAUGUGAAAAUAAUUCCUUGAUUGUUUUAACUGCCAAGAAUUCCUGUAUAUUUUAAUCCCAACACUGAAUUUAUUUUCUAACAUGACGAGAUGGUCUCUUGGGUUUACUUGUGCUGUAACACUCUUGUAAUAAUUAAUGAGUAUAGUCUUCUCUAGGCUUCUUGGUGAUGAAUAAGAAGCAAAUUCAUCUGUAUGCUGUCCUCUUGUCAGCUGAAUACCAAACUACCUACAGAUCUUCUUGCUGUAUCAACUGUUCCCAGUGUAAUGCUUUAAGUUCAGUGUGUUCACUUUGCUGUUCUCGCUGGUUGUUACACUGGCACCUGACUGGAUGUAGCCUGGUGAAUAGCAUUGAAAAUUAAAUAACUGUACUGCCUUUAUUGAGUGGAGGCUUUAAAAAGUAUUUGGUAGCAAUGUUGACAGCUUUUUAGAGAAAAGUUUAAUCUCCCUUUGCCCUGAGGGUUGUCCAGUUUGCUUUAAAUGCAGUUUUUAGAAAAGAAGUCAGGUAUAUCUCCUAGGAAAGACAAUUCCUAUAGUUGAGAAGGCAGAAUACACCAGUUUAUGCACUCUUAUCCAGUCACUUUUUCCUCAGGGCUGAAUUCUAAAUGUCUACUUCACACUUACAGCUAAAAUGUCCAGGCUGGUCUGGAAUCCAAGGUGAGCUGAUACAAAGAGAUUUAUGUAGACAAGAUGAUUAAAAUCAGUGUUUUAUGAUCCACAGCUGCAGUAGGUGCAUCUAUGAAAAACUCCAGAAUUAAACUUGGACACCUCUUGGCAGUUGGUUGCUUAUAGAAACCAUUACAAGAACCAUUCUGUGCCCUGGUGCAGCACAACUGUAGGAUGUUUAGUUAAUGUUGGUAUUGCAUGUGUCUUUGCUAACCUGUCCUCAGGUUAGCAAGGCUUUCUUCUAUGUAGGAAGCCUUUAAUUAAAGAAGCUCUUCUAAAUUAGCUGUCUCAAGGUCUGCCUUGCAACCCAAAGUAAAGUUGAUUUUUUUUUUUUUUAAUUAGGUUAUUUCUGGAUAUAGUAAUAGAAAGUUUUGUUACAUAAAGGCUGGCUCAAGAAAUGCAGUACCUUCCCCACCCUGGUUUGGACUAGCUUUGGUUCAGUGCUGUUAGCAGGAAUAUGCAGUUUCUGUAUUGUGGCAAUAGGGUGACUCCUACAAAGUUGCACACACGUAGUUCCUAUGUGUUCCCAUGGGUAAGAUAAGCUACAAGCAAGGACUACGGCUGUCUCAGGAUAGUGCAGUGACAGUGAUGGCUGCAUUUGUGUCCCAAAAAGCAGAGAGUUGAUGCUUAAAGCAUUAAUUGUGUGAAGAGAAGUAGCCCAAUCUUAAAACUGUAGAGAUGCUUAAGGGUCACAGAAACUACUUUCUCCCAGUAGCUUAACAAAGAAACAGUAAAUUACGACUUUUUCCUGAGGUGGCUGCUGUGUGAAAGGAAUGAUCAGAAGAGGAUUUAAGGGAUUACUACUGAGGAUGAGGGAGAGUCAUUUAACCGUGCAUCUUUCACAGUCUACUAGCCAUAGCCUAAAUGAUUUUGCACAACUUCCUCCAUGUAAAUACCACUUUAGAGUUAGUGUCUCAAUAAAUAGAUCUAAUCAAAAUUUAGAUAUCAUAAACUAUAAUAAAAAGUUUCUAGCUUUUGUGUACCCUGUGAAGUGCCACAAAUUUUGUGCAUCUCAAAACGAAUAUUACGUCUCAGUACAUGGGAAAAAAUAGGAAAUUCCUUACAUGCUUUUUUCUUUAAGGGAAAAAAAGUCUGAUAUAUUUGAGUUCCAGUAUUGUUUCACAUUGGCAAGAACGCAUAGGUAAAGAAAAAAAUCUUUAUAUUAUGUAGAUGUCUGUCUUGUUGUAUAUAGUUCAAUUUUUCCUGUAUUUAAUUGUAUUCAAGUUUGUCAGCCCAUCUAUGUUCAACUCUGCUGGUAGGCAGAGGGUUCUCUUAACAGGUGGAAAUAAAAUGAUUGGAUUGAUCAAUCACAA
Corvus hawaiiensis (hawaiian crow) is the source of this 3485-nucleotide messenger RNA. It is a transcript of the gene RNF4, whose product is annotated as ring finger protein 4. Gene Ontology annotation, molecular function: transcription factor binding; zinc ion binding. Gene Ontology annotation, biological process: positive regulation of transcription by RNA polymerase II. The coding region runs from base 255 to 839 and encodes 194 amino acids. Lineage: Eukaryota; Metazoa; Chordata; Aves; Passeriformes; Corvidae. The transcript is spliced from 8 exons. The record is from RefSeq and is a predicted model, not a curated record.